Molecule: messenger RNA, 620 nt
Organism: Botrytis cinerea B05.10
Lineage: Eukaryota; Fungi; Ascomycota; Leotiomycetes; Helotiales; Sclerotiniaceae
Exons: 3
Coding region: 92-451 (119 amino acids)
Source: RefSeq, a predicted model, not a curated record
GAAGGAACGUUCCAAAUUAGAUAUUAUUUUGAGAAUAUAAAUCAACUUUCACAUCCUCUUUAUUUCUCCAUCUUCAUUCCAAUCAUUCAAAAUGUUGCGCACUAUCUCAAGAAAGACUUUCUCUCAAUCCACCAAUACUAUCUUCAAACCUUCCACUACCCUUUUCUCAAGAAAUAUGGCCGAUAGCCGCGUUGAAGCUGCUUCCCAAGUUGCUGGUGAAAAGAAAGAUACAAGCCCAUCUAACCCAUCUGUUAUUUCGUCCGCAGGUGCUGUUGGCAAGCAAUUCAACCCAGAUGGAAAUAUUGGACAGCUUGGUGAGAAGAUUGGAGGUCCAUUCUCAAAGGAUGGUGCCAUUGGUUCCCAAUUUGAUGCCGCCAAAGAUGGUCUCGCUGGACAGGUCGAGAAGGCUGUUGAUGGCCCGAGUAGACCUGCUACUGAGAAGAAAUCAUGAGUCAGCAUGAUGAAUGAGAGCUGACGAUGAAUUCAGAGGCUGUGAUGUAUAAUAUAGUUUGAAGGUCUUUCACAGCGGCCAAAAUUAGCCAUGUGUAUUAUAAUGAAUAAGUAGCGAAACUCGAGUUUCUUGAUCUAUGCCUUGAUGACUUUUUUGUGAGUUCGAAACA